GCACUUCGCUCAGUUCUCCACUGCGCUUCGAACGAAUCGGAGCUUUCGCCAGACUGACUCGAUCGGGGAGUUAGUUUCCGCGCAUUUAUUUCGGUUGUUACAUCGCAUCAUUACGAGAUAACGCGCCCCUCUUUCUCUCUGUUUUUUUCUCUCUAUUUCUCUCUCUUUCUCUCGUAUUUAUAAUAUUUUUUUUUUCUUUUUUUUUCUUACCAAAAGACGGGACGCCCUUUCGAAUAUUUUUUUUUUCAACAAGCCCUCCCCUCGUUUUUCGGUUUCCCACUUUUUUCACACUUCUUACAGCAGACUUCUUUCCUCCUCGGUUCUUGUCCACGUACUCGUCCUCGUCCUUGUCCAAGUUAUCGUUCGAGUAAUUUUCUUCGGUGGACAAAUACGAGAAACGAGAAGAAAAUAACUAUGCCCGUGGACGAAAAAGCAUCGUUACUAUUCGUUUAGGGAUACAUCUCGAUAGAUUUACAGAUUUAUCAGUUCCCAAAAACGAGGAAAGGAUUAAUAAUAAUCGGACGAGAGGAAAGGAUUCGCUGCGGAAAGCGAAAAUGCCGGGAGGAACGGCGGAUCUGUACAAAUGGUUAUUCUUGGCAGGAUUGUUCUGCUGUUCGUCCUGUCAAAGUGUUUCGUCCACGUUUGAAAACAAGACUGGCCAGAAUGAGAGCAAACCGCGUGUGUUUUCGCUCAGAAUGGAUUACGACGAGUGGACGCCGCUUGGACGCGGCGAUCCCCUCAAGAACAAUCCUACCUUCGAUUACGUGCCCCCCGUGCUGGACAGGGUUCAAUAUUGGCUGGAUUCUCACACGACCGAGCCGUCCACCAAACGGGAUAUCCUAGUCCUGGGUGUAACCGCGAAGAAGACUAGCCCGAAGAUACCGGAGCAAUUUUUGAAAUUCGUGGACGGGCCGAAAUUCACGAGAUCGAGUCACCAGGAUUCCGUUUCCUCGUACAGGAACGACUUCACCGGGAGCACGGGGGCGGAGCCGCCAAAACUGGUGCGGACGAGCAACUUUAGAAACGGGCCCCUCGACUACAGGAAUCAAAACAGGAUUCAAUCGAUACCGUCCAGCUACUAUCCGAGCCCGUUCUACAAUCAAAAAACGAAACCGUACACGAUGAUGCUUCCCCCACCGUUGACGCAGAAAGAUAAGAUCGUGAGCUUCGUCGAGCCCACUCAACAAUUCAACACUCAAACGGAGGAAGGACCGGUGCUUCAAGACGCGCAGUUCUACGCGCCUCUACCGCCCUCUAAGACGUACAAUCAGCCGGGAAAAUCGCAAGCCGCCUCGCAGUUGAAAUUCCCCCCGAGCAAAAGUCCGAUCUCCACUCAGGUGGAGACGAUCAAGAGCGUGUACGGGCCCUCGUCACCGCAAUCCGCCAGACCCAAGCACGAAACCGCGACGACACCUUCCGUCUCCCUGGAAAAGUCCAAUUUGAUAUAUCACUCGACGCAAACACUGUCCGGCGGAUGGCCCCCCUCACCAGGUGGCGGCUCCUUAUCGACAUCGACCACGUCGAACGGUGUACGUCAGGAUUAUUCAGGCCGCGAUCAAUACGAAUCGAUCGACCACCAAGCGGCUGCAUCCUCGAAUCACGAGGUGGUCGUGGAACAAAACGCGAACAUAAUAGUCGACGGAGAUAGCAACGAGAACGAAGAGGUGGUGGUCGGUCAAAAAGGUGUGGAUACAGCGUCCCCUGUCACGGCCUCGAUGACGAUUAUUACCACUACCGACUCGGUCAACGUUGAAAACGAAAACGCGGAGGACGAGAAGAUGCACAUCGUCGUAGCUAACUCGCCUCACGACUUCAUCGACGCAGAAGCGACUCACGACGCGAAAAAAGGGCCGGUGGCGGUGGUGAUGCCGACCAAUUACUCGGAGAAAAAAGCGACAUCUUCGAGCUCGGCGACGCCAGCGAUCACAGCGACGGAGACAAUAGCGACCUCUAGUCUGCCGGAAAAUUCGACAACGACGGAAACGUCGAGAGUCGAGUUUCAACCGAUUCGAAAUUCGGCGAUCAGAGGAGGAGGAUCAUCAUCCUCGAUCGUCUCGGAGAAUUCUCAAUCCCCUUUAUCCCCGAACAAGAUGAUGUCGAGUGUCCAACAGCACGGGAUGCAUUUCCACUCGACGAUGGCUCCUCCAUUUUCGUCCAGGCGCCCCGUCGAUUCUUUGCUCGGAUUCGGACCGCCGCAAGCUCCCCUCUCCUCCAUGAUGCAUCCACAGACCAGGCCCAACCACGGAACGAUGCACGUUGUCGGCGGUAUGCGUCCAACCGUCGGUUUCCGCGCUCCAGUCUCGAUGCCCAUGUUCCCACCGAUGACGCACAUGCACGCGCCACCGCCUAUGAGACCGACCAUCGAUCACGUGGACCAUCAGUCGGGGGCGCAUCGGUCGCCGCAGUUGCACAAUUUCCCCGCUAUGUCGCCCGACUCGCCGCCACUCCCCACUUUGACCGCGCACUCGAUCGGUCAAAGCGAGGAGCACUAUUUCGAUCGACACCGAUCCCGCAUUCCGGACACCAGCGCCGCGUCCAUCUUCACCACGCCUACCGCACCUUCAUUCUUGCCUACCGUCUCGUCCUCGGCCGAGAACUCGCCCGUUCCUCUUUUCGACGGGCACACUCGACACCCGGAAAUGACAGACCGUGCCCCCCCUGUGAAAACGGAAGGAAAGAAGGAAGAGGAGGAGGAGGAGGAAAGAGAGGAGGAAGAGAAUCGAAAAAAUAUAUCGACCACACCUCGAAUCACUACCAUGCCGAGCUUGACCACAGAUCCAAUUUUCUCCCAUUACAAACAACCGGCCAAACCUAUUCGUGGCCCGAUGUAUCUCAUCAUCCAAGGUCAUUCGAAGGUGAAGACUUACAAGCCCACGGUGAGUAAACACGGUAUACCCGUGGAGGGAAACGAGAUCUUCGAAAGCGCGACAGAGAGGCAAUUGUCGAAAUUCGAGCAAUUCGUCCAAGAGAGCACGAGGAACAACAAUCGCGCGAACCAGGCUGUGAUCGAGAAGAAGAAAGCGGAGGAAAAAGCGCGUAGCGAGAAACUCGCGCGGGCGCGUCAGAACGAUCUUAUGAGCCUGGUCGAGAGUGGUCUAGCUAGCUUCACCGUGCCACCUUCUUCCUCCACGACGGAGGACGAGCAAACUCGGGUAAACUCGGUGACAACGAUCGAGAUAAACGGCAAUUAAAACUGUUCCCGGUGGAGAAAGAUUUUUCUUCCAGGCGUUACUUCCAAGUCCCACAGGAAUCCGACGUUCCACGUUCUAGCGCGUAGGAGAAACAGGCGUGAAACGAAUGACACGCCUUGGUCAAACGAGCGAAUUUGCGGGACUGCGCGGUAGCUAAUCAAAGUAUAGGAUGAGGACAAGGAUGCGAGGAAGGUUGGUUCGAUCGUAGCUUACUUGAUAAUAUGUAUUUAUUUAAUUCGCGUAGAAUUUCACUCGAUCGAAUUUCCUCACAAUUUUUCAUGCGUUGUUUAAUUAUUUUACUCACGUAACAUUACGCGAUCGUUAUCGCAAAGACUCACCGUGGCAGAUCCGCGAGCUAGAUCGAUCUUAGCCACAGUCUUGUCUUCGAUACGAGAACGCGCGCCAAUUUCUAAUGUGCCAGUAUACGUAGACACGAGCGCGCGUCAGAAUGAAUGCGUAUAAAUCAAUACACGCAUGCAUAUAUACAUAUAUAUAUGUACACGUAUAUGAAAUAUAACAUAUUGUCAUGUGUUGUGACAAAUUGCUCAACGAACCUGUUUCAAACAUGUACACGAUUAUGUAAAUGACUUUUGAUAGAAUAUUAUUGCACACAAUCGAUCGUUAGAUCCGUAGAAAAGUGUUUCAAUUGGUGCUGCUUGUUACUCGAACGAGUCGAUUGUAGUUUGAGCAUAUAUGUGCAUGGAAAGAACAAUGUUGCUCGUGAGAAGUAUUUAUCGUAAUAUACAUAUAAUAAUUAACGCGAUUGUACGUAUUUAUCGUUUCGUUAUAUUGUUUAACGUUUGUAUGCUCUCGAUUCUGCGCGAUCGAUGCAACUCGCAAUAAGUAAAAUGAUAAUUUUAUGAAAACGUAAAACGUAGUGUAAGAAUCAAAUUUACAUAGAUAUUGUCAUUGCAAUUUCGUAUUAUUAAUGCUAAUCUUACGUUUACCGGUCAUUGUAUUUGUCAUCGAUAUCCAACAAUUGAAUUUCGUUCGUUUUUAUUCGCUUGAAAUUGGUUGCGAUUGUAAUAAUGGCGACUGUGUCGCCGCCUGUGUUAUUCGAGUUACUUCGCGUUGUAUUUGCACAUCAGAUACAUCAUUUGUUAGACGUUGCGAAAAAAGGACUAUUUGUGCGUGGUAUCGCGAUCGCUCACAUACUCGAGAUUACAAACGAUGAUGAGACAGAUUCAAAACAUCAUAAUAAUAUUAAUUUCGUACGUACUCUAUGUAUAAGUGUGUACUUUGUUACGUAUGAUGAAUUGUACCUGACGGUCACACGUUUUGUUGAUUUUCCGUUUAUCAAUAAAUUAUCGUAUUAUCGGUUACUAUGUGUCUCGUAUAAAGUUUAGAUUUCAUAGACUUGAUCGAAUCUUUGCAUAUCGCAAAAUCGAUCCGUAAUUUGAAAAUAUGUCACGUAAUCGAUGCAUCGGUAAUUUUCUUAUCGAACAACAGCAUUGAAUUGGAUCGAGGAAGAAACGGCAAUCGAUUACACACCCAUUGGAUAAUUUAUAGCGAGCAAAGGCCUUUGGCAAUAUUUAUUUACGAUUUACGAUUUACGAUUUAUUGGCAUUAAUGAGCCUUAAUUCCUAUCCUCGAUUUCGAUUCGUUUUUGAUUCUUUGAAACUUCUUCAAUGAAACAGAGUAACUCAGUGAAAAACGAAAAAAAGAAAUACAAUUUUAUUUUGGUAUAUAACAUAAUUUAUAAUCUGAUCGAACACUUCGGAUAAAAUAUUACAAUUUUUGAGUCUAGAGAAAAUUUCAAUUCAAAUCGUGAAUCGUUAGAAUCACAAAAACGAAAUAGUCAUAAUUGAAGAAUGACAAGAAAAAAGAGGUUAGAAAGAAUCGAGGGUUCAUAUAAAGAAUAUAGAUUUAAAAUUCAUUUAGUACGUCGAUAACAUAAAUUUCUCGUCGAGAGAUUUCUGCUUUUGCGUAUAGAUGUACGUACAUGUUGAGAAAAAAAUCAAUGAAAUAUAAUUACCGACACAGAAGAGAACUGAUUCUAUCGGUAAGUGUUUAUUUCGUGUCGAAAUUUCCCGAAAAAUCGAAAUUUUUUUCAUUCUCUUUAAACAAAUCGUAAUCGAAACGUGUAAGAAUCUAAUCCUUUCUCAAUAAUCCAACGAUCCAUCCGAUUUUUCAAUGUAUGCACGAAAUUAUAUAUAUUGAAAACGAACGAUAAGUGUGAAAUGUGGCUUGUUUGACUCGCGUUAAAAAACGAGAUUGUGUAAUUGUAAAGAUAAUUGACGAUUCUUCACAGUGUGAAUAUUUAUUUAGACAUCGGGAAGGAAAAAUGCGGAACGUGAGAAAAAUAUUCGACACGAGAACAUUACAUCGACGAGUAAUGUACGAAGAGACGACACGAGGUCUCGACAAAGGUCAAUACCCGUCAAUCUUAAUGAAAGUUAAAUGAAAGGAAGGGACGAGAGCUCGCGUCAUCUUACCGUUAGCGAUCGAAUAUCGAUACUACAGAUUCAUCGAGACGAGUCGAGAAAAAUUGUAGCCGAUUUAACCUAUCUACGCACGCGGCCAUUUUUCAUCUUUCGUCGAUCACUCGCAAUCGACGAUUCGUCGUGCAGCCACUUUUACAAAGGGGUUGACUCGAAAGAGUGGAUCGGAAGAAACUUUUCAAUCACGCACGCGUUAACCCGUUCGCGAGAAACGAUGCGAGCCAAGAUAAAUCGGGAGAGCGUUAUAUUUAUUUCUAGGAGAAUCGCGGAAAAACUUGUCCGCCCAUUUGCGGCCGAUCGAACGCGUCGCUCGCAUCCUGUUGUAAUCCGCUCUAGCCUACGCACUCUUCCCUCCGUGUUUUUCUCCGUGUUUCCGCCAAUGGCGGCGUUUAAGGGAUAACUGGUGACACGAAAUCGUUCGUCUCUUCGAUUCGCCCAACGAUUUUAUUCGCAGAGGCAAAUUAUUCCUUCGAAUCUGACAGAUUCAAAUUAGAAUCUGUAUAGGUUAUGGAUCAAGGCUGAUACUCAUUGAUGACUUUCUUUUUUUUUUUUCCAUUCUUCUGGCACCGCGUCGGCGACUAUAAUCUGGAACGUGGUGCUCGUCUACGGGAAACCCAGGCCUCAUUGCACCACUGUGGAAACUAGAAACCAGCCGUAAAAACUAACCCAAUAUCGGUGUCUCCGUACCUCUCUCCGUGCCUCUUCCGAGUCCUCUUUGGCCUCGCUUCGAUUCCGGUACCUGGAACCCACGCAUAUCUCUCGAUUCCAUAGCUUUCCGGCUAUCGAGAAUUAUCAAGAAACUUGAAGAUUAUAAAAAAGUUUAAUUUCACUCUAAAUCAAAAAAUAGACAGGGACAAGACGAGAAACCAGCAAUGUUUGGGAAAUUGAACAUCACCCUAAAAAUUUAAAAAAAAAAAAAGAAAAUUUCCACGAGUCACUUUCCUUCGAUUCGAUUUUUCGACGAAUAUCUAUUUACUUCGAAGUGGAUACAAUGGAGAUGUAG
This is a messenger RNA of Apis mellifera (honey bee), 6635 nucleotides long. RefSeq lists its product as uncharacterized. The transcript has 4 exons. Bases 555 to 3191 code for a protein of 878 amino acids. NCBI's taxonomy places the organism in Eukaryota, Metazoa, Arthropoda, Insecta, Hymenoptera, Apidae. The record is from RefSeq and is a predicted model, not a curated record.